ACUCACGCAGUCCAAAUUACGAGAGCGACACUAAAACCUCCGCUCCCCUUCCCAGUUCCCACAGCUGACUCCAACUGCUGCUACUCUCAUCGCGCUCAUGGCGACAGCGGCUGCAACUCGUCCGAGCGGCCCGGUCCUGUUAAUUCCCAACUACGCCUCCGUCUCCCCCAACCGUGUCAAGCUUUCCGCCGCCCGCUCGCCGGCCAAAUCCGUCAGCGUCUCGUCGCCGCCGGUGCCGUCCGGCGCCGUCAAGAACCGUCGUUCAUGCAUGUGUUCGCCAACGAACCACCCGGGCUCGUUCCGAUGCAGCCUACACAAGGAGGGAAAGCCCGCCCCGGCACUCCACGGCAACAGCAAGCCCACGCCUACUCCGCGGCCGUCCGCCGUCGUCUCGACCGGCUGCGGCGCGGCCGAAGGGGAAGGCAGCCGUACGUUGGCCCGCAGGGCGAUCAAUCCGCCCACGCAGCCACCGCGCCAGAGGCGAGCCGCCGGAGGGUUCCGCCCCCGCCCCCAGCCCAGUCGCCUCUCCGCCGUCUCGUUCGCCGGGGACCGGGCCGGCAAGAACCGCCAGUGAACAAACCAACCAACGCCGUCGACAUGCCAUGGCAGCAAGAUACUACCCGUACAUACUGUCCAUAGGAAACAAACUGGGGAGAAGUUCCCAUAAUAAUUCACCGGCAUCUCUGUAAGUAAUUUUAAGCCGGUGGGGAUCAGGCUGGGAGACUGGAGUGUUGGAGCCCUGCUCAUCAGCCCGUCGAGUGCGUGUAGAUACAGUACAUACAUACUGCCAGUGUAUAUAGAGAUUGUAUAGUGCGACGUCCUCUCCGAUGUGUAUAAGGACCUAUGGUUUUGGAUAUAUUACCAUGAGUGACUAAAUGGAGACAUUCCGAUUAAGAUUUAA
Molecule: messenger RNA, 901 nt
Organism: Lolium perenne
Lineage: Eukaryota; Viridiplantae; Streptophyta; Magnoliopsida; Poales; Poaceae
Source: RefSeq, a predicted model, not a curated record